Molecule: messenger RNA, 1338 nt
Organism: Acomys russatus (golden spiny mouse)
Lineage: Eukaryota; Metazoa; Chordata; Mammalia; Rodentia; Muridae
Gene: Hoxd3
Product: homeobox D3
Exons: 2
Coding region: 1-1299 (432 amino acids)
Biological process (GO): regulation of transcription by RNA polymerase II
Cellular component (GO): nucleus
Molecular function (GO): DNA-binding transcription factor activity, RNA polymerase II-specific; RNA polymerase II cis-regulatory region sequence-specific DNA binding
Source: RefSeq, a predicted model, not a curated record
AUGUUAUUUGAGCAGGGUCAGCAGGCCCUGGAGCUUCCUGAGUGCACCAUGCAGAAGGCUGCAUACUAUGAGAACCCGGGACUCUUUGGAGGCUAUGGAUAUGGCAAAGCCACCGACACUUAUGGCUACAGCGCUCCUCCUCAUCAGCCCUACCCACCCCCUGCUGCUGCCAACUCCCUGGACAGUGAUUACCCAGGUUCUGCCUGCUCCAUCCAGGGCUCUGCACCUCUCCGAGCCCCAGCCCAUAAAGGAACUGAACAUGGGAGCUGCAUGCGGCCUGGGGCUGGGAAUAGCCAGGGCGGUGGUGGUGGCAAUCAACCUCCUGGUCUGAACUCAGAACAGCAGCCACCACAACCCCCUCCUCCACCACCUACCUUGCCCCCAUCUUCACCCACCAAUCCUGGAGGUGGAGUGCCUGCCAAGAAGACCAAGGGUGGGCCCAAUGCCUCUAGCUCUUCAGCCACCAUCAGCAAACAGAUCUUCCCCUGGAUGAAAGAGUCUCGACAGAACUCGAAGCAGAAGAGCAGCUGUGCCACUUCAGGAGAUAACUGCGAAGAUAAGAGUCCACCGGGCCCGGCAUCCAAGAGGGUGCGCACCGCGUACACGAGCGCCCAGCUGGUGGAGCUGGAGAAGGAGUUCCACUUCAACCGCUACCUGUGCCGGCCGCGCCGCGUGGAGAUGGCCAACCUGCUGAACCUCACCGAACGCCAGAUCAAGAUCUGGUUCCAGAACCGUCGCAUGAAGUACAAGAAGGACCAGAAGGCCAAGGGCAUCCUUCAUUCUCCAGCAGGCCAGUCCCCGGAGCGCAGCCCACCUCUUGGAGGAGCGGCGGGCCACGUGGCCUACUCGGGCCAGUUGCCGCCGGUACCCGGCCUAGCCUACGACGCACCCUCACCGCCCGCUUUCGCCAAAUCGCAGCCCAAUAUGUACGGCCUGGCCGCCUACACGGCGCCUCUCAGCAGCUGCCUGCCACAGCAGAAGCGCUACGCAGCCCCCGAGUUCGAGCCCCACCCCAUGGCGAGCAACGGCGGGGGCUUCGCCAGCGCCAACCUGCAGGGCAGCCCCGUGUACGUGGGUGGCAACUUCGUCGACUCCAUGGCGCCCGCGUCGGGGCCGGUUUUCAAUCUGGGCCACCUCUCGCACCCGUCUUCGGCCAGCGUGGACUACAGCUGCGCCGCGCAAAUCCCUGGCAAUCAUCACCACGGACCGUGCGACCCUCAUCCCACCUACACAGAUCUCUCGGCUCACCACUCCUCUCAGGGACGCCUGUCCGAGGCCCCCAAACUAACACAUCUGUAGCGGUUACCGCCGGCCUGGCGCAAUUACCUAGCUGGUUUU